AUGGAGAAGGCAAAUCUAGACCCAACUUACUCGACAGAGUCUCAAAUCAUGCCACAGACCCGGAAUCAGGGCUACAGUAGUCCACCAUCCUCUCAACAUAACGAUUCCGGCAAGGAUCAACUAGACCGCGUCCGCACAACAGCAACUAUGCAGAUUUCCCCAGAGCUGUUCGAGAAGCUCUAUCUCUCUCCUCAGAACAAAGUUCAUGGAGAUUUGCGUAAAACUUUUGGCAACCCAACCCCGAUUGCGGUUCUCGGCUUCCUGGUAUGCUUAACCCCAUUGAGCAUGGAUCUAAUGGGAUGGCGAGGUGCUGGUGGUGUCGGUGCCGCUCAAGUGGCCAGCUACUACUUCCUAGGAGGCAUGCUUUCACUUGUCGGCGGCAUCCUCGAGUUCUUUUUGGGCAACACAUUUCCGUUUGUGGUAUUUACAUCUUUCAGUGGAUUCUGGUUUAGUCUGGGAGGAACACUUACGCCAUCCUUCAACGCUAUGGGAGCGUAUUCCUCAUCCGGCACCAGUGCCGUCGAAGGCGGCACGACUAUGGGGUUCAAUGCUAGCUUCGGUUUCUAUCUCCUUGCAUGGGGCUUCAUCACAUCCAUCUAUCUUAUCUGUUCGCUCCGAACCAACGUGGUCUUCGUAACGCUAUUUACGUUUUUGGAUGCGACAUUUGGCCUUCUUGUCGCAGUAUACUUUAACGUUGCAAAUGGAAAUGCUAAACUAGCCGGUGAUUUACAGAUUGCCGCUGGCGCAUGUGCUCUGUUGACCUGCGUCCCAGGUUGGUAUAUUCUACUUGCCCAGAUGCUUGAGUCCGUCGAUUUCCCGUUUCAACUGCCCGUGGGUGACUUGAGUCAGUUUAUUGUCUCGGGUUCUGAGAGUCGGUCGCGAAAGGCUGGCACUAGUGCUAGUGUUGACGACCGAGUUUAA
Molecule: messenger RNA, 921 nt
Organism: Orbilia oligospora ATCC 24927
Lineage: Eukaryota; Fungi; Ascomycota; Orbiliomycetes; Orbiliales; Orbiliaceae
Exons: 8
Coding region: 1-921 (306 amino acids)
Cellular component (GO): plasma membrane
Molecular function (GO): acetate transmembrane transporter activity
Source: RefSeq, a predicted model, not a curated record